Messenger RNA from Cryptococcus wingfieldii CBS 7118, 2532 nucleotides. RefSeq lists its product as hypothetical. Bases 1 to 2532 code for a protein of 843 amino acids. The record is from RefSeq and is a predicted model, not a curated record. Gene Ontology annotation, molecular function: RNA binding. The transcript is spliced from 8 exons. NCBI's taxonomy places the organism in Eukaryota, Fungi, Basidiomycota, Tremellomycetes, Tremellales, Cryptococcaceae.
AUGCACAUCCCCUUCCCCUCUAUCAAAGACCGCCCGCCCUCUCCCCAGCUGCCACACCCCCCAGCUGGCCCGAGACCGCAUCCCUUUCUCCUCGAGCCCACAGUCUACGUCAACUCGUACCCCGCAGACCUCCCCGACAGCGUCAUCUUUGAAUGCCUUGGCAGAUGUCCAGUCAAAAUCGAUCUCCCUCCCGCCGUGCCCCUCACCCACAGGCUCAUGCCGGACGCCUACUAUGACUGGAUGACCCGCUCCGGAACGCUGCAGUUUGAAACUCUUGCAGAUGCCGAGAAAGCGCUUGCGAUAUUACAUCUUCACCCAUUUCUCGUCCACCGCGGCGUCUGGGUAUCACCUCUCCCUCCCGCUCAACGCCUUCCGAUCUCGCCCACUCCUGCAGCACGCAUCUUCAGGCCAUCCCAGCGCAUGACCGAUGCACUUUCCGAUGACACCAUCCCAACCCUUGCCGACAUCUACGACGCUCUCCGCCCAUGGGGCUCGCUCAAAGCCGUAUCCAUCUGGAUUACAGAUACGGAGUCGUCUGAUGCCGCAAGCUGGUUCGCCAAGGCGGAAUUCUGGUAUUACAACGAGGCAGAAGUCUUUGAGCGCGAUUUCGGUCGAAAGGGAUGGCAGAUCAAGGGCUGGCAAAUGUAUAUAUUUACCCCCGGCGAGCCUUAUCAAGAACCCAGCUCUUUCCCCUCCAUGCUGCCCUCGCCCCCCACAGAGCUCUUGUCCUCCUUCCCUCUAUCACCCCAGUCUUACCAUCCCGGCCCGCUGCCUCCAGCGUCGUCUCAUCAUUCAUCUGUGGCCCCAGUCCAAGUCCCGCCCCCGCUCCCGGCUUACUUCAUGCCCCCAACUCCACCAGGCGGCCCGGCUCACCUGCCCGAUCCCACACCGCCUUGGGCAUCCCACAACCCUUACGCCUACAGACCUUCUCCGCCAAUCACGCCAAACAGCAAAUCAUCUGCCAUGUCGAGGAGUGCAAGUCUCGGUAGCCCGAGUGGUCCGAAAUCGAGGCGGUGGAGUUUGACGGUGGGAGAGACGGCGGAUGGAAGUGUCCAGCCCACCGGGUUGAUUUCGGAUGACGGGACGUUCAUUCAACAUGGCAAGUAUUAUUCUUGUCCCGGCCAGCAUAUACGCCCAGCGCCGGCCUUUGGACCCGGAUCGCAGAGUGCAUCGGGCUUGGUCGAUUAUAGCAACGUGUUUAUCAAAAAUAUCGAUGCUGACGUCAACUCGUACUUUUUGAAUAAAGUCUUUAGCGAGUUUGGGGUGGUGGUCAGUGCCAAGAUCAUGAGGGACGAGGCUCAGAGAAGCAGGGGGUAUGGAUUCGUGAGCUUUGAAAGCCCCGAGCAAGGCAACGCGAUGAACAACAAACCUUUCGGCAGGCAGACGCUUUGCGUGACACUACACGAGCCAAGGAAAUUACGACCCGACAAAAUUGCCGAGCGAGCAGCUCUCGGGCAGUCAACUCGGUCAUUCUCAAACCCUACUACAGCUCCCUCUAGCGUCUCGCCCACCCGUGCAGGCGAACGCCGAUCAAGUUUCACUUCCCACCUCAUCCAAUCUACGUCUUCCCCUCCCCCGGGUGCAUACCCAGAACCGACAGAUGACAUCCGCCUGCUCUCCCCUGCCGACCGCGCGACGGCCCUUCACCGCCGUCUCUCUGCCCGCAUCCGGCAAUACACCAAGAAAUGUCAAGUCGAAAGCAAGUGGGUGGAAAGCGUGGUGGAGAGGUUGAUGCCGAUGGAUUUGGCGCUGGUGCCGUUGUUGUAUAACCGGUGGGAGAUGGAUGAAAAGAUUAAAGAGGCGCUUGCCGCUGUGCAGGAGGAAGCGGGCAGCGAACGGGACGAGGGAGAACGCCCGACGGAGAAGGAUGUGGUCAAGCUCAGAGAAGAGCUUGGCAUGAUUGAUCCGGAGCAUGCAGAGGAGCUGGCCAAGAUCAUCUUGGAGAAGGAGAUGGUAACAAAGGACGAAUGGGAGAAGGGGUGGGUGGAGAGCAAGGCGGGGGUGGCCAUCAAGUAUGGAGAGGCAAAACGGUUUUUGGUGACAGAGCGGGAAACAGAGAUUCUUGAGGAGCAUGUAGAGGAAGAUGGGGAGAAGAAAGUGGAACCCGAGCCUAUGCCGCUUGAACAGCUCACCAUUGACGAGCUCGCCCGCCUCCCUUGCUCCCAAAUAUCGGCCUACCUCGCAUCUCCUCCACACCUCGCACAUCUCUCCCUCUCCCCUCCUUCAUCCGAACAAGAAACCUCCCUCCGCGCUUGGUAUGCCAAGGUAGCCCAGCGCGGCAGAUUCGCAGCGCGGGGUGAAGUGGUAGGAUACUUGAGCAGGCAGUGCGUCUACGGGCAGGUGCCGGGACUUGUGGGGAGCAAGAGCCAGAAGCUGAAGAUGCUGGGAGAGCUUGCGAAUGCAGAGGCGGAUGAUGAGGGGCUGGUCAAGCUGACAUUGUACCCCGCCGUACUUUUCGCCAAACUCGGGACCUUUAUCAAGGCUCGGUCUGCCGUGGCCUCUCCGACAUUAAUGACCAUACACGACGAUUGA